UGUAUAUAUAUAUCUAUAUAAGGAUAUAUGCAUUUUUUCCAUAAACCACUGAAGAUCAACGAAUUAAAUACUUCUUUGAUAUAGAAUUAUGGCAGGCAAUGUAUUUGGAAACCCCGUCACCGAUGAGCUUGUGCAAGAACUUUAUCCAGGCACAAAAGUAACUCGCAAACUCAAAGCUGAAGUGGCUUUCCAAUACAUCAACUCCGGCGGUAAAGAUGUGGAUGCUAAAAACUUUGUGUACGGUCUCAAGGACAAGUAUGGCAAUGGAAUCUCCCCAAAGUGCAUGAUUUACAAUGCCACUGGAGAUACUUUAACGUAUUCCGGCAAACAUGACUGGCACGGUCAUGUUUGGCAAUCUCCAUACCCUGCCAAGAUUCAAAAUGGGCAGUGGGGUGCUUUUCUCCAUGUCCACCCUUCCUGGUUUGCAGGUUCGGAAUCCGCCAUUGUCUACCGUGGCUUCAACGGUGAAGGCUACCUCUGUGACUGGAUGCUCUCUUGGGGCAUUCCCUAUGUUGGUGAUAAUCAUGUCUAUACUGAAAUCCGUGAAAGUCGUCAUUAUGAAACUGAUCACUGGGACUAUAUUAAAGGCUUAUUGGAAAACCAAUCCACUAAACAUGAAGAUACUUGGAAUGGAUGUCACUCAGUUGUAACGAUUGGGGAAGGCACUUCUCCUGAGUUUGUUGGAAUAAUAACCUUAGACGGUGUCACCACUUCAAGUGGUAAAUAAAUAUGGACAAUCUUGCCAAAAAUAAAUAAAUAUUUCAUGUAUUGGCAAGAAUAAUAUUUGCGUGCAUAACGAUGUGGACUAGCUACAUUUUCCAUUUUUUUUUUUUUUAUCCUUCUACAUUUUGAUUAUAUGCUUUGGAAUGAAUUUCAAUGUGUUUUGUUCAAUUUGGGUGACUUGUUAAUUAAUAAUGUUUUCUAAUAGUACAUCUUUUUUAA
Molecule: messenger RNA, 942 nt
Organism: Ziziphus jujuba (common jujube)
Lineage: Eukaryota; Viridiplantae; Streptophyta; Magnoliopsida; Rosales; Rhamnaceae
Product: 23 kDa jasmonate-induced protein
Exons: 2
Coding region: 89-727 (212 amino acids)
Source: RefSeq, a predicted model, not a curated record